Kalmanozyma brasiliensis GHG001 is the source of this 687-nucleotide messenger RNA. Its product is annotated as Mpv17/PMP22. Gene Ontology annotation, cellular component: cytoplasm; membrane. The record is from RefSeq and is a predicted model, not a curated record. The coding region runs from base 1 to 687 and encodes 228 amino acids. Lineage: Eukaryota; Fungi; Basidiomycota; Ustilaginomycetes; Ustilaginales. The transcript is spliced from 3 exons.
AUGACCUACCGACAGGCAUUCAGCUCCUUCUACGCGCGCAACUUCGACCGGCGACCAUGGAUCACUCUCGCAGUCACCAACGGCAUUCUUGGCGUGGUGGCCGAUGGCGCGGCGCAGACGCUCGAGCGCGUAUCGCAGGCGCAGAAACGAGCCGAGUCGGCACAUCGAGAGACAGCGGUGGCGGAGGUGAAGGAAGCAAAAUGGGACUGGUCAAGGUCGGGCAGGUUCCUAGCGUUUAAUGUCGGGAUGGCACCGCUGUUGGCCGAGUGGAAUCGGUUCUUGGAGUUCAGGUUCCCCUUGCGGGCAACUCCGGCAGCAGCAGGAGGGGCAGCAGCAGCGGGGGCGGCAGCAUUGGGUAAGGUGAGCUUGAGAGCGUUGGGAAGCAGGGUCGCGAUGGAUCAGCUAGUCUUCGCACCCAUCGGCCUCGCACUCUUCACAGGCAGCAUGGGCUACAUGGAACGUGGCAGCAUCGACGGCGUCAAGGCCAAGUUUCACGAGAUGUACAUCCCUGCCAUGCUCGCCAAUUGGCAACUGUGGCCGCUGGUGCAGCUCGUCAAUUUUCGGUAUAUGCCUCUGAAGUACCGAGUGCCAUUUGUUUCGACGGUGGGCAUUCUGUGGACCAUCGGCUUGUCUCUGCUGUCACAGUCGACACGGCCGAAGGAGACGCCCGCCAUCAUCAAGUCUUAA